UGGCUCUCGUGGACGGAAACUUGCUGAGAGUCAUGGCUAACGAGCAAGACAUGAGCAACUGGACCGAUCUCCUCCACUCCUCCACUAAGCUUCUCGAGCAAGCUGCUCCUUCGGCUCAGUUCCCUCCUCUUCAGAGAAAUUUAGAUCAAUUAGAAGCAUUAUCCAAGAAGCUCAAGGCAAAAACUCUAAGAACUGAGGCCCCAUCUCAAUCAAUUGCUGCCACAAGGCUUCUUGCACGCGAGGGAAUAAAUGCAGAGCAGCUUGCACGAGAUCUGAAGUCUUUUGAAUUAAAGACUACAUUUGAGGAUGUUUUCCCUGCUGAGGCAACAAGUGUGGAAGAAUAUUUGCAGCAGGUUCACGAAAUGGCUAUGGUUUCAGCUGUACAGGAAGCCCAGAAGGAUAAUCUUAGAAGUUUCAAUGAUUACAUGUUGAAAGUUUUGGAGGAGGAUUGGCAAAAGGAAAAACGUGAUUAUCUACAGAGCUUAAGCCGAAUUUCUGCCUUACCCAGGACAAAUAUGAUUGACACAAGGACUGGAGGUACACAUCCUGGUCAAAUGGUGUCCACUGCUUCUAGUCCUCAAGUUGCUCCUGGUGCAUCUAGCAUGGAAGCUGUACCUCUAGCUAACAAGCCUAUCCUAGAGAAAAAAGCAGCCGUCUAUGCUGAAGUAGUCAGGAAUUUGAAUAAUGCUAGGGAGCGUGGUUUACCAUUUAAACCUGCUACAGCUUUCAAGGGUGCUUAUGAAGGUUUGGGUCUUGAUGCAUCUAGUGGAAAGUCAGUUAAUAUGCAAAAGAUGUGGCACCUUAUUCAGACAUUAACGGGUGAAGACUCAACUACACAACGAAACAUUUCUAAAAGGAUGUCUUUAGUUAUUGGUGCAAGACGCCACCUGGAGUUGGGACAUGAAAAAUAUAUCAUGGAUACUAUUCAAAGUCAUCCUGCACAGGCUGCCCUAGGUGGGGUGGUUGGAAAUAUUCAAAGAAUUCAUGCCUUUCUUCGGAUUCGUUUAAGGGAUUAUGGAGUUCUAGAUUUUGAUGCUGGUGAUGCUCGUAGGCAUCCUCCUGUUGAAACCACUUGGCAGCAGAUAUACUUCUGCUUGAGAACCGGGUAUUAUGACGAAGCAAGAGAAGUUGCUUUGAAGUCACGUUCUUCAAACCAGUUUGCUCCUUUGCUUACAGAGUGGAUAAAUACCGGAGGUAUGGUGCCUCCAGAGAUUGCUGCUGCUGCAUCAGACGAAUGUGAAAAAAUGUUAAGAAUGGGUGAUCGAGUGAGUAGAGCUGCAUACGACAAGAAAAAAUUGCUAUUAUAUGCUAUCAUAUCUGGUUCUCGCAAGCAAAUUGACCGUUUACUAAGAGAUUUACCAACACUUUUCAAUACCAUUGAGGACUUCUUGUGGUUCAAACUGUCAUCAGUACGAGACUGCCCAGUUCAAUCUGUUAUUGUGAAUGAUGGUUGGGUACCAUACACACUGGAUGAUUUGCAGGUUUACCUAAAUAAAUUUGAUCCAUCUUAUUAUACUAAAAAUGGAAAGGAUCCUCUAGUAUACCCAUAUGUUUUGCUUUUAAGCAUCCAGUUGCUACCAGCUGUCCUAUAUUUGUCUAAGGAUACGGGUGAUGAAGGAUACAACAUUGAUGCUGCACACAUAUCAAUUGUGCUGUCAGACCAUGGGGUCCUUUCUGAAGGUGCUGGGGCUGGACAGAAAGUGGGGGUGAUGGAUGCUUAUGCAGAGGCAUCUAGCAUAGUUAGGCAAUAUGGGUCCUUGUACCUACGUCUUGGUAACCUUCCACUGGCACUAGAAUAUUAUGCUCAAGCCGCUGCAGCAGUGGGUGGUGGACAGUUGUCAUGGUCUGGCCGAAGCAAUGUAGAUCAACAAAGGCAGAGAAACCUGAUGUUGAAGCAACUCCUUACUGAGCUGCUGUUGGGGGAUGGUGGGAUCUAUCUUUUACUUGGUUCAAGAGGUACCGGAGAAGAAGGUGAAUUGGGCCGAUUUAUUACUGAUACGAAAGCAAGACAACAAUUCCUGCUUGAAGCUGCUAAUCAGUGCCAGGAAGCUGGACUAUAUGACAAAUCUAUUGAAAUUCAGAAGAGGAUUGGGGCAUUCUCAUUGGCAUUACAUACCAUUAAUAAAUGCCUCUCCGAAGCAAUAUGCGCACUAUCACGUGGUAGAUCGGAUGGUGAGAGUCGAACUGCUGGUCUCAUUCACUCUGGAAAUGAGAUCUUGGAGACAUACAAAUAUUAUCCUGAAGUCAGUCCUCAAGAGAGAGAGCAUGUUUUGGAACAGCAGACUGUGUUGAGACAGCUUGAGGCAAUACUGUCAAUCCACAAGUUGGCAAGGGUUGGUCAUCAUAUUGAUGCUCUGAGAGAAGUUGCAAGGCUUCCGUUUCUUCCAUUAGAUCCACGAACUCCAGAUAUUGCCACAGAUGUUUUCCAGAAUUUAUCUCCUCAUGUACAAGCUUGUGUUCCAGAUCUUCUGAAGGUUGCCCUCACAUGUCUGGACAAUGUGACAGAUUCUGAUGGAUUACUUCGUGCCUUGAGAGCAAAGAUUGCCAGCUUUAUUGCAAAUAAUUCAAGUAGGAAUUGGCCUCGGGAUUUGUAUGAAAAGGUUGCACGGAGCUUGUGAAGCACAUGAACAGUGAAAGCUUCUAAUGCUCAUCUGGUAAAUUGGUAAAGCAAAUCGUAGAGGAUGCUUUGGGUUGAAAUACCCAUGCAUAUGUAAUAGCCAGUUUGUAGCGUACAAAGCCCAUUUACCAUGAAAAUGAGCAUGAUGUUGAGAUAUUAAGGUAAAAAAGAUGUUACAAGAGUUGAAUACCUAGUAUUUUGAGAGAAACAUUGUGUUACGAAAAAUCCUCAUUUUGAAAUCUAGAUUGAAUAUGAAUUUUCUUGGAAUCCAAACAAAUGCUUAUAAUUAAAAUGAAGAUGUCAUCUAAAAAGAAAA
Molecule: messenger RNA, 2933 nt
Organism: Ziziphus jujuba (common jujube)
Lineage: Eukaryota; Viridiplantae; Streptophyta; Magnoliopsida; Rosales; Rhamnaceae
Product: nuclear pore complex protein NUP93A
Exons: 15
Coding region: 33-2618 (861 amino acids)
Biological process (GO): poly(A)+ mRNA export from nucleus; protein import into nucleus
Cellular component (GO): nuclear pore
Molecular function (GO): structural constituent of nuclear pore
Source: RefSeq, a predicted model, not a curated record